This is a messenger RNA of Microsporum canis CBS 113480, 942 nucleotides long. Its product is annotated as pyridoxine biosynthesis protein PDX1. The coding region runs from base 1 to 942 and encodes 313 amino acids. The record is from RefSeq and is a predicted model, not a curated record. The transcript is spliced from 3 exons. Lineage: Eukaryota; Fungi; Ascomycota; Eurotiomycetes; Onygenales; Arthrodermataceae. Gene Ontology annotation, molecular function: amine-lyase activity. Gene Ontology annotation, biological process: amino acid metabolic process; pyridoxine biosynthetic process; pyridoxal 5'-phosphate biosynthetic process.
AUGGCACAGGAACACCCCGCCACCGGCUCUGCCGGCGAGAACGGAGUCACCAAGGACUUCACCGUCAAGGCUGGUCUGGCUCAGAUGUUGAAGGGCGGUGUCAUCAUGGACGUUAUCAAUGCUGAACAGGCAAGAAUUGCUGAAGAAGCAGGCGCCUCGGCCGUCAUGGCCCUCGAGCGUGUUCCGGCCGAUAUUCGAGCUGAGGGAGGCGUUUCUCGCAUGUCUGACCCCGGAAUGAUCAAGGAGAUCAUGGCUGCUGUCACCAUUCCGGUCAUGGCCAAGGCCCGGAUAGGCCAUUUUGUCGAAUGCCAGAUCCUGGAAGCAGUUGGCGUCGACUACAUCGAUGAAUCUGAGGUCCUGACUCCGGCAGACCACGUCUACCACGUCACCAAGCACUCCUUCAACGUCCCAUUCGUGUGCGGGUGCCGAAACCUGGGCGAGGCCCUCCGCCGUAUCUCCGAAGGCGCUGCCAUGAUCCGUACCAAGGGAGAGGCCGGAACCGGCGACGUCGUCGAGGCAGUCAAGCACAUGCGUCAGGUAAACACUGAAAUUGCCCGUGCCAGAUCCAUCCUGCAGUCUGCGCAGGACCCCGAGAUCGAGCUGCGCGCAUUCGCCCGUGAGCUAGGUGCUCCAUACGAGCUGCUGCGCGAAACCGCUGAGAAGGGAAGGCUUCCUGUCGUCAACUUCGCCGCCGGUGGCGUAGCUACCCCCGCAGACGCCGCUCUCAUGAUGCAGCUCGGCUGCGACGGUGUGUUCGUUGGAUCUGGAAUCUUCAAGUCCGGUGACCCGCGCAAGAGGGCCAAGGCCAUCGUCCAGGCCGUCACACACUUCAAGGAUGCCAAGAUGCUCGCUGAGCUGAGCGAGGGACUGGGCGAGGCCAUGGUCGGUAUCAGCGUACGAGACAUGAGUGAGAAGGAUAAGUUAUCUGGACGAGGCUACUAG